CAAAACUGCAUCUUUUUAAAUAAACCACUGACAACAAUCAGCGAAAUAGUGCCGCUUGAAAAGGGAGUCAAAAAAAUUGCAAACAUUUCUAAGAGUUAUAGUGAAAGUGGGAAUGAUUCUCCACCAUACCUUCAGGUGUCCUGUGCAACCGCAGUAAAAUCCCUGCAAUCGAAUCACAGUUAUAAAGACCACCAACAGCAACAGCACUCAUACAGUAAAAAAACAUCUGCAAGUCAAAUCCAUACUCCUGCAUCUCGACGCCAGAAAGCGGAUAAAGCGGGACGAGGUUUGCGACAUUUUUCAAUGAAGGUAUGUGAAAAGGUCAAAGCAAAAGGAACCACCACCUAUAACGAGGUAGCCAAUGAAUUAGUCGCAGAGGAAACUCAAAAUCAUAAUCAAGGAGUUGAUCCCGGAACAUAUGACCAAAAAAAUAUCAGGCGACGUGUUUAUGACGCUCUAAACGUAUUGAUGGCUAUGAAAAUUAUUUCUAAGGAGAAAAAAGAAAUUCGUUGGCACGGUUUACCAACGAGUAACACUUUACAGGAAUGUGAGGAAUUAGAGAAAGAAAAUGAAAAAGCCCGUCGUCGGAUUGAAAUAAAACAACAACAACUUCUUGAUCUGGUUCAACAGCAUGUCGCUUUGAAAUCUCUAAUUGCACGCAACAAAGCAAAUGAAGAACGAGGGCUGAUACCUAAUCCUAAUUCUGCUGUGCAAUUGCCAUUUAUCAUCGUAAAUACUGAUAGAAAAUCUAACAUUAAUUGCAACAUUUCAAACGAUAAAUCUGAAUAUUCCUUCAAAUUCGAAGAUUCCUUUGAGAUUCAUGAUGAUGUGCAAAUUUUAAAGCGUAUUGGAUUAUCAUUAGCUUUAGAAAAAGGUCACUACUCGGAAACAGAUCUUAAAAAGAUAAAAUCCAUGGUUCCAAAAGCUGUCGAAAAAUAUAUUGAUGCUUAUGGUCUUGGAUCCGAGCAAGAUGAUGUCGAUGACUGGGAAAUGAGUUCUCUGUACAACGGUCCUGAUAAUGAUGACAGUUUAUCUACCCAGGAUAUGCUCGCCUUCAAUGAUACCACUAAUGACAUGCUGGAUGAUGAAAUGAAAUUCGAAGAUGAUCAAGAUGAUUAGCUUACGAAUUAUGAAGACAAACAGAAAAGUCCUGACACUCUUCUGCUUAACUUGCCGUUAUACUUUUCGAUAUGUUUGACUUUUUUAUUAUUUCAUGUUUUGUUGUGGGAGAUUCAUGUAACCAAA
Molecule: messenger RNA, 1245 nt
Organism: Anopheles merus
Lineage: Eukaryota; Metazoa; Arthropoda; Insecta; Diptera; Culicidae
Product: transcription factor Dp-like
Exons: 4
Biological process (GO): regulation of transcription by RNA polymerase II; regulation of cell cycle
Cellular component (GO): transcription regulator complex; nucleus
Molecular function (GO): DNA-binding transcription factor activity, RNA polymerase II-specific; RNA polymerase II transcription regulatory region sequence-specific DNA binding
Source: RefSeq, a predicted model, not a curated record